Molecule: messenger RNA, 1086 nt
Organism: Exserohilum turcica Et28A
Lineage: Eukaryota; Fungi; Ascomycota; Dothideomycetes; Pleosporales; Pleosporaceae
Exons: 4
Coding region: 1-1086 (361 amino acids)
Biological process (GO): protein phosphorylation; mitotic DNA damage checkpoint signaling
Cellular component (GO): nucleus
Molecular function (GO): ATP binding; protein serine/threonine kinase activity
Source: RefSeq, a predicted model, not a curated record
AUGCUUCUCAAUCGUCUAGCUCGUCAGAUAAUCCCAAUUCCACGGAUAAGCAUCAGAAUGGCGUCCACCAUUGUCGGCAAAUCCGGCCGUGUAUACACUCAGCGCGGCGUCCUGCAGGAGCGCAAAGACGCCAGCAUGAGCAUCUUCAAAGCCGAAUCUCACGACAAAUCUUUCGUUCUCAAGCGCGUGUCCAAGCCAUUCUACGACUUGUCGUUACGCCUUGCAGCCGAUCUCCCAGAGUCUCGUCGGCUGCGCAUGCAUACUGAUGUCAGCGAAGACGAAAACGUGCUAAUCUACCCGUACUACCAAGAUACUCUGCUUGGACUGCUCCGGGAAGAUCCAGAGAUCUCAGAUGCAGCACGCAGCAAAAUCUUGCGGGACACAGGAGAAGCCAUUCAAGAACUGCACAGCGAGAACUGGAUCCAUAUUGAUAUCAAGCCCGAUAAUAUACUGCUCAACUGGACGUGCGACGAAGAGGGUACUAAAACAAUCACACACGUUGCUUUAGGGGACUUCGACAUCGCUUUCAAGCUGGAAGCGGGAGCACUGCUCUACACCAGGCAUGCAGUAGGCAACGCUAUGUGGCGCAGUCCUGAAGGCCAGACUGGGAGAGGUUUGUCCAAGGCAUCAGACGUUUACUCAUUCGGGCUUGUUGUAAUGUUCACACAAUGCAUAUACACCCUGGGGGCUGGGGAAUUGCUGCUCAUCAACAACUAUCAAGAGCUCGUCAAGCUGGGCAUAACUCCCGAGCAAGAAAUCCUAACACGGCACUUCUCCUACUUUGGCUCAGCAAACGACGGCCUUCUCCGCCGCAUUUCAAGCGAGAAAUGGGCAAAGGCUUUCAAAUCAGCAUCUCAGAUGGCGGAGUUGGCCGUGCAAGACCAGCCUGAAAUGAGUUUUGAAGUGUGGGGCCAAGAGUUGGGUUUGCAGGCACAGGACAUGAUAUCGCGAAUGACCAAAAUGGAUCCGCUGGCUAGGCCGGAGAUAGACGAUAUCUUGGCGCAUCUGUGGUGGCAGGAAGAGACGGCUGGAUGCAUAGUUGGGGUGGCGACGGGACUUUGUGCGUUUGUGUGUCUUGGAGGGUGA